AUGCAAGCUCGACGGUACACGUCGUCUUCGCUGCAGCCGCCCUCGUCGCCUCCAUUUGCCCCCCAGUACUUUGGCGAAGCGUCCAGCCCACCAGAGGCACGCGAGCCAGUCUCUCCCACCUGGACUGCCCCCUCGCCCACUCGAACCCUUGGGCACUCGAGCCCCGAGCUUCCACUUCUUCCGUCCUUUUCCGUCCUUGGAAACAGGCCCCGUACGCCGUCCACCGCCGCGCGACGCGAUCGAACAGACACUUCGUACUAUACGGCAAGCUGGGGCAGUCCGUACCGACACCCGCCUCCCACUUUCGACCCCUCCCGCGUCGUCUCGACCAACUUUGGCAGCGACGACUUUGACGAGGAAUCAUCCGGCCUCCAGUUCGGCCUUGGACAUUUGCUUCCAUCGCGACUAGAUUUGGAGGAAGACUCUCCUAAUCGGUUCAACCUCGAGCAUCUGAUUCCCCGAUUGGACCAGGACGCAUCGCCAAUUCAGUUUAGCCUUGAGCAUCUCAUCAGAUCGCGCUUGCCUAACUUAGAGACACCGACUAAAGAAUCACGCGCCUCCGGCUCUACUCCUCGACCGUCUGACCAGAAUCCUACCUCGGAAGAGUGGGUUCAGAAGUUUUUGGAACAGCGUUGGAACCGCGAAACAAACGAUUGGCGGAGCAACGACAGCGAUACUGAGGCAUCUGCUGAGGAAGCAGACGUCCCUAUCGCUGCUCCACUGAAACGUGGGCACAGAGACAGGAACACCAACAAGACACUGAAUCAGCAGGACUUUUGGCGCCACUUUAGCAAAGAUCAGAAGGAAGCACUCGGCAAGAUGAUGGCCUCAAAGUACGCGGACCCAGAGCCCAUUGCACAACCCAGGCGGACCUCGGGAACAACUGCCAUACAGGAGAUAAACGGACUUAGUCCCACGGCUGAAAAGACGCCAAUGCCGACACCCAUGAAGGCGCCCAAGCCGGCGGAAGAGACACCCAGCAAAGCAACGAACGCUGGCGCUUUCAAGGCGAACCAGGAAAUAAUGAACAAACCACUUCCGGAUCCCCCAGCCACGUCACUUUUGGCUCCGCCGGGCGCAGCGCCUGCUCAGGUACCUCGGAUGCGUAAGAAGAUUAUGGUCAAAGGCAAGGGAUGCAUCAUCUCGAUACCCCGCGACAUCCCCAGGGGUACAUCCGGGUUCCCUCCGAAGCCCAUGAGUGCUGCGGAUGUAGACAACAAGCUUAGACAACUCGAACAACAAGGCUACGAUAUUCGCGGCUUCAGCACCGGCGGCCAGGAGACACACAACCGCGCCAUUUGGCCGUCAGAGGCCGACGUGCAAGCAGAGCGUGCCAAUGCGGAUUCACGAUACAAGGUCCGCGUCUCGAAACUAUCCGAGUGGAAAGACUAUGAGAACUCUUUGCUCGAGGCGAAGCUGGCUGCACUCGGUGUCAGCAUGGGUGGUGAAGAGGACAUACCGCUUCCCCUAUCUCGAACAGCGUCGUCUCACCCGGGGCAGGUAUUUUCUCCGCCGCUGCCUACUUCUUCGGCUGGCAGUCUUCGUAUGAACAGGCAAGGAAGUAUCGCUGGCUUCCCAUUCGGACCAUCGCCAGGACACAUGUCACGACAAUCUAUCGCGUCUCCAGCAGCUUUCGGAAACCCCCGAGCAAACAUGCACAUGCACCGCCAUUCGACUUUCGGAUCACCUGCGAACUUGAACUUUCCUCAGCAUGGCUAUUCGCCGUCUGGUACCUGGUCUCCAAGUGGCUACUUCAAUGUUCAGGACGGCCGCAGUGGGUCGCCUGCUCAUCCUUUGAGCCGACCUGAUCUUGCCGGUCUCAUCUCGCCCAUUUCCCCAUUCGGAAUGAGACCCAACCAGCAGUUUCCCAUUACACCGCAACGUGAUGACUUCCAGUUACACAUACAGAUGCAGCAGCAGCAACUACAAGCCCAACUUCUUCAGCAACAGCAGCAGCAACAGCAGCAACAGCAGCAGCAGCAACCGGUUCUUGGAUUGCGACCGGCGUCCACACUUGCUGAAGUGCCUGAGGAUGAAGACGAGGAGGACGAAGUGCCGGCGAUGAAGCAUGCCGCCAAAUCCACGACGGAGAUUGCUGUUCCGACUCCUCGAAGCCAUCGCCAUAACCUCAGCGAGAACCUUGAACGUGAGGCGGCAAACGAAGAGUAUCACUUGGAAGAAGCCAUCGACAAGCAAUUUGCGGAGGGAGGAGACUUCAGUACGGAACCAGAGACCAACGUCCCGUUCAAACCCUCCAAUGCUGUGGCUAACCCCACGUGGGAGGACUCUCGUACCAUCUUGCAUCAGCCUCAGCCGCACAGCAGGGCUCACUCGCUCGCCAAGUCACAGAAGCCGGUAUCGUUCUCAUUCCCAGCACAAGCGCAAGCGCAGCAGAACCCCCGUACCGAAAGCGAUGGUGCGCGCACAAACAUCUCCGAAAACACAAACCCCAGCUUGGAGGAUGGAGAGGCCCGCACUACGCAGCACUCAAAGGCGCCAUCGCAGGUCAGCAACUCGUGGAAGGACAACAAGUUUGCUUUCAGCAAGCCCACGUCGGCCAUGCACAGCAAGCACACAUCGCGAUCGUCUGUGUCGAAGCUCAAUGUUGAAGCUAAAGAGUUCAAGUUCAACCCAUCGGCAUCAUUCAGCCCGGGUUCGUUCUCAUCAGGUUUUAGCAGUUUUGGACCGGCCGUCAAGUCUCCCGCCGAUUCGGUCGCCCCGAGCAACGCACAGCCUGCUAUCAAUGGGCUGGCAAACUUCAACAUCACCGCUCCUACAUUCAAGCCUGAUGCGCCGACAUUCAAGCCUGACGUUCCAACCUUCAGCCCGGUGGCGGAAUUCCCUGUUGUCAAUGCUGCUAUGAACAACUCUGCAUUUCCAACUGGUGGUUUCAACUUCUCUAGUCCGCCGACUUUCAAGCCGGACGCUCCUGUGUUCAACCCUGGUGUGUCAGCAUUCAACCCCAACAAGCCAGCUACUGCCCCAACAACUUUCUCAUCCAAGAUCUUUGGAGAUGUCACUCUCUCUGCUAGCGACAUUGUUAAGCCAGCUACGCGCUCAAAAGCUGUUCCCAUCGUACGUCCCGACAACACGCGCCAGAAGACGCCCGAGGUCGGAGAAGACCGGGAGAACCGCGAGGAUGAGGCUGGCCGGCCCAUGCAAGCUGAUGGCCGUGAGAAGCGCGUCCGACGUGAUCGAGCUGACGGAGAUGACGUGCCCAAGUUUGCAAUUCAGCCCGUGCUCCAAUCCCAGCCUUUGGCUCAGUUCAAGGAGCCUACUGUUACUAAGCCAGACUCUGAGAUCGAGCAAGAGGAGCUUGAUACAGACAAGGAGAACCUCUCGCCUGACGUCAAGCGACCAACUAAGUCGAAGUCAAAGAGCCCUGAGCCCUUAUCGAGAAGUACAGCUCCCUUUGAGCCCAUUUCUCCCGCCCCUAUUUCUCCUGCUCUUGAAAGCGAUGCAGCUGCGGACGAUGACACGCCUCAUGCAAGUGACGUACAUACGCCUACGACUGAGGAACCCGUGCCUGGCUCCAAGACGCAUGGCCAUAAGAGCACACUUUCGGCCAAUGCCAAACCAUUCGAACUCCGACCACAGUUCAGCAGUGCUGGCUACGAUUUCGGCUUCCACGUUACGAAGCCCUCCCAAGUUGAAGAUCCCGAGAAGACCCAGGUGUCGCCUCCCCGGUCACGACUCGCAAGCAGGAGCCCGGCCACUACCUACCGACCCAGCGAUGACGGCUCCUUCAAGACGGCCAUGGAGUCUGGCAGGCAUGCGGCACGCUACACUGAGAGUGAGAGCGCUGACUUCGACAACCUUGGUGAUGCUUCUUUCAACGAUAUUGAUGCUGUUAUGAAGCAUAUGGAUGGAGAGGGCUCAGACUUUGGCGUUGAGCGCGACGAGACCUCUUGGGAUCAAUCAUCGCCUCAAAGAACUCCCAAUGUGUUUGAGCGUACCGAUCUACAGCCAAACUUCAAGCUGCGCAGUGACGCGCCUAGCCCAAGUCCCCGCCGUGGAUUCUUCCCCGGUCGCGUCAUACCCCCAGGCUCUGCAACAUCUGUGCAGGAUCCGUUUGAUAGCGAGCGAGCUGCACUCCCGUACGAGUCUCCUGUGCGCCACUUGAACGGUGUUGUUGAAGAUGGACCUGUUAGCGACUGGGACACUGAGGAUGAGAUCAAGGUCCAAGCGCGCAGUGGCUUCUUCGACAAGCAUGUUGAUGACCUCAUGGGCCGUCUUCUGCAAGACCGCCUUGGCCCGCUAGAGCAGAACCUGCAAGGCAUCCAAGAGACGCUUGCCUCCAUCUCGCAGCAUCCAGGACGUGGCCGACGCAGCUUGUCGACCAACGAACGCCUGGACAGUGACGCUGAUGACGAAGAUGAUGACGCCGCUAUUGACCAUGUCGACUACCGCACCCGCUCCCGUGGCAGGGACAGGAGGUUGGAGAAGAUACGAUCUAUUGUUCGCGACGCGCUUGAGACGCACCAAUCACAGAUCACCUCGCUACCAGUCCCAGUACCCGAGCCAAUGAUCCCAGAGAAGAUCCGGGAGAUCGUCACUGACGCACUUGCGCAACACCAGCCAUCCGUGCAACCCGUUGAACCUGAUCAGAUCCGUGCCAUUAUCCAGGAUGCCAUUGCUGCCAACAAGCCCGAACCACAACAGGCGCCUGAACCCCUCAAGCCCGAAGAUAUCCGUUCCAUCCUUGCCGACAUGCUCGCAACUCAUGCUCCCCAGCCCGUGGAGGCAGUCAAACCUGACGAUAUUCGAUCCAUCGUCAUGGAGGCGUUUGAGACGCACGCUCCUCAGCCAAUGCCAGCUCCAGCUCCUGAGCAGAUCUGGCCUGAGGACUUGAAGUCAAUCUUCGCCGAGGUCCUCGCAUCUCAGCAGCCUGCAGCCCCGGUCGCACCAGCUGCAGAGCCCGACCUGAUUCGUUCCAUCGUGGCCGAUGCCUUGGCAUCUCAGAGGCCGAAGAACGCUCUGGAGGCCCCUAUCAUUGGUAGCCUCAAGGCUUCCAUUGCACAGACUACGAGCCAUCAUCUUCAAGCCGAGGACGUUCGUGAGCUCAUCGACGAAGCUUUCAAGCGUCAAAACACGGAAGCUGCUGAGCGCAAAGAGUCACAGGCCGUUGAAGAGAGGGACGUCCGCAUUGCAGAUCUGGAGGAAAUGCUCAAGGAAGCCACCCUGCACUUCGAUGCAGAAGCAGAAGCGCGCAAGGCUAUCGAAGCUCGCGAGGCCGACUCUGCUCGCCUUCUCAAGGUUACUGAGGAGGAGCUUACCCUUCUUCAGCAAGCUGCCCGCGACGAUGAGCACAAGAUUCAUGCUCUGACUGAAGAGCGAGAUGUCAUUCGCCACAGCCUCACCACCUACCAGGCCAACGAAGAGGAGCUUCGCGAUAGAGUCUCUUCCCUCACCUCGGAAAACGAGCAACUCAAGCUUACUAACAUUGCUUUGGAAAGCUCUGAGGAGGACCUUAAGAAGAAGCUGGAUUCCGUAACUGCAGAGAAUGAGGCCCUCACUUUCACUCUUGAGGAGCAUCGCCUCUCUGCGAACAAGUGGCGUGGAGACCUCCAACAUGCCCACGAAGAGGCAGAGCAGCUACGCAAGGCUAUUGGAGAGGCUCGAUUCCAGGCCGAAGAAGCUACUCGUGUUCGUGAGUCGAUGCGUGUCAAGUUCGAGAAGCUUCAGCAGGAUAUGGUUGUUGCUACGCAGCAGAUUGCGGCUGAACGGAGCCAAUGGCAAAAGAGUGAGGAGUCCUCUGCCAGCAAGUACGAGAUCCUCAGUGCACGUAUCGAAGCUGAAGGUCGCACGCGUGAGCGUCUGGAGACCGAGCUUGAGCGCCUAGAAACCCAGGAACGCGAGGGCAUGAAGCUAAGAUUCAACCUUGAACAAACUCGGAAGCACAACGCCAGGCUUGAGGAGACAAUCGAUCAACUGAGACAGGAGUCGAUGCAGCACCAGAAGAACGCUGAACGCUACGAGCGUGAUAUGCGAGAAGCCAGAGACGCUGCUCAUGUUGAGAUCCGCCGUACCCGCGUAUUAAUGGAGGCCGAUGUUGACGCAGCCAACAACCAAGUCAACAUUGUCCGACAUGAACUUGAGAGUGAGAUUGCUCGCGUACGCGCCGAGCUCGAUCAAGUUCGUCUGGAUGCCGACACAGCCAAGGAGAAGCACGAACUCGACUUGGAGGCAGCUUCAGACCUCAAGAAGCAAGCCGUACAAGAUGCGUUGGAGAGCAAGAGGCACAGCCUUCACGAGCAACAGCGUACUUUCGAACGUCAACUUGAGCACAUCAAGCAUGAACAUGCUCGCGCUCUAGAGUUCGCCCGUGAGGACAAGGAGCGUGCCGAGGCUUUCCAUAACGAUAAGCUUGCGCUAGCCGACUCUAAGCUAGAUCACUUCAAGGACAAGAUUGCACUCUUGGAGGAGAAGCUCCAGGUCGCCAAGGAAGCUGCUACCGCCGCUGUUGCCGCUGCAUCGAAGUCUCCUUUGACUGCUACGUUCGGCCCAAGCGGCUCUGACAAGAUCUCGACUCAAGCACUCCGCGAGUCUAUUGGUGUUCUUCAGGAGCAGCUUCAGGAGCGUGAAGGCCGCAUCGAGGCUCUUGAGCGCCAACUAGAGGAUCUUGACACCGAGGCCCCUGCCAAGUUGAAGGAGCGCGACACGGAGAUCAAUUGGCUCCGUGAACUCCUCGGUGUACGUAUCGACGAUCUGAACGAUCUCAUCAACUCUCUCGCGCAGCCCACUUUUGACCGCGAGACUGUUCGUGAUGCUGCCAUUCGCAUUCGCACAAACUUGCAGAUGGAGCAGUCAGAGAAGGAACGCCUCAUCUCCGGUGGACAACAAUCCUUCCCUACUCUCAGCUCGCUCUCCAACUUUGCGUCGCCCAAGGCAGUUCAGCUCGCUGCCGCCAUCGGUAACUGGCGCAAAGGUCGUGGAGAAGCUACAUCCGCCCUCGCCGGAAACAACAACUCCGACAAAACCCGCAAUGUAACACCUGCGCGCGCACAGCCUCACUCGGCCCAAUCCUUCCUCUCCGGCCUCAUGACCCCGCCAACCUCCAACAUGCGCCGCUCCUCUGAACUCUCUUCCUCGUCUUCACGGCCUCAGGUCAACCGCGUUAACUCAAACUCGUCGCGUGCCUCCACAGAGGCUGGCUUCCCUUCUCUGGGUAAGGCGCCGCGUACACCCCCGCUCAUGAGGAAGCAGGCGUACGAUCAAGAUGCCGAGAUGGAGCAUUUCAGUGAAUCAGGCUUCUACGACGACGAGAGCACGAGUACGGUUGAUGACGGCCAACUGACGCCCCUGGCGCUCAACUUUGGCCGGGAACUGUCGCAGCGGUAG
This is a messenger RNA of Pyrenophora tritici-repentis Pt-1C-BFP, 7341 nucleotides long. The record is from RefSeq and is a predicted model, not a curated record. Lineage: Eukaryota; Fungi; Ascomycota; Dothideomycetes; Pleosporales; Pleosporaceae.